This is a messenger RNA of Schistocerca cancellata (South American locust), 2631 nucleotides long. Its product is annotated as adhesion G protein-coupled receptor L4. Lineage: Eukaryota; Metazoa; Arthropoda; Insecta; Orthoptera; Acrididae. The record is from RefSeq and is a predicted model, not a curated record. The transcript is spliced from 15 exons. The coding region runs from base 1 to 2631 and encodes 876 amino acids.
AUGGGGGCCGCCGUCAGCGUCGCCGUAAAUGUUGUGGCCCGUGAUCUCCAGGCCAUGUCCGCGCCGUCAUCUGUUGCUACUCGGAAGGGGCCGAGACAUAAUUACACACAUUUUCUCAUUCUUCGGUUACAGGAAGUCAAAGUAAAUCAGAAGAAUCCAGUCAGAGAGAAUGAAGAGUUCAUCGUAUCCUGUAUCGCCCAGGGCUCCUCUCACAUGACAUUCACCUGGUUCAAGGAUGGUGUAUUUGUUAACCAUAGCAAGUCCAUCAGGAAUAUGUGGACGAAGCUGAUACCUAUGGGAUCAGAAGACCAGUACAACGCAAUGCUUGGAAUUGAGAGUGCCACUCCUUUGGACGCCGGUUGGUACACGUGCCAAGUCGUCGACUUGGAGGUGCAACAGUGCAAGUCUGUAUACGUCGAGGUGCUGUCUCAGCCACAAGUCAAGAUCUCUCCAAUGAGCGUAACGGUGGAACGGGGAGAAGACGUGACAGUGAAGUGCAUGUCGACGAGCAGCUACCAGCGGCAUGAGAAGUAUGGCUACAACUGGACAAAGAACAAGGCUCUGUUCCCCAUGAUGCGAAACAAAAUUAUCUGGGAAGAUUUGUAUCCAUCCGGGAGCAUCCUCAAGAUCUUUAAAGCGCAAAAAUCAGCAAUAUUCGACUGCCAGGUGCAAGGCAGCGUGGCGAGCAACUCGGCGAGCGUUACGGUGGAGGUGGUGAACAAGUCUGUGGUGGCGGUCAACCGCCAGCAGCCUCUCCAUCUCCGGCCAGAGUGCCCGGAAAUACGGCAAUGCAGCAGCAGCGGUGGCUACAAGGGCACACAGUCAGCAGCCACGGGCCGGCGCACUGGGAAAUGCCGUGAUAUUCACCUCGCCCGUCGUCGUUACUUGCAGUUCCAAUUUAUCUUGUUGACUUUGGGAUAUCAAAACACAACUGGAGCAGAAACACUCGCUGACACAUUAGCUCUCCUCAAAAAACUAACCAGGCUAUUACCAGGUGAAGGAGAGCAAGUCUUGGAUUUGCUGCAUGACGUCCAAAGCUACUUGAAUCAAACAAAUUUCCUCGAUGACAUUCUCGCUUCCGUGAAUGACUUCUACGAAAUAAUAAGUAUAUUACUGGAUAAUCCAUUUUCCAUCCAAAAUCCUGAGAAAAUCGUACAGUUACAGGAACUUGUGAAUCAAGAAAGUAUUAUAUGGGGCUCAUUUCUGAUCCCGAUGAAGACAUAUAAACUGCAAUUAAGUUCAAUUGAGCUUAUCGUCUCUCCAUUUAAGACUACAUCACUUACGGGAAAAACUUUUCAGAAACAUUUCACCAGCACUUCCACAACAGUAAUUAACAAGAUGACUAUUUACAUUGAUGCUCUGAAAAGAAGAGCAUACUUGAAUGGAACUUACUGCAUUGCUGUGGUUAUCUACAGAAACCUAACAAGGUUUCUUCCUGCAAGAUACUCCUGCAAGAUGGGGGAUGGGACUGAAAUGGAGUAUGAAAUCAAUUCACAAGUUGUAACAGUCCAACUAGGAUAUGGCAGAUCACUGCUCCAUCCGGCUCCUGGUACCUUCCAAGUGGAUCUUGAAAUGGAACAAGUGAUAAAAGAAUACAACCCUUUAAGAUGGAAGAGUACUUGCGCAGUGACAAGCGUUGCUCAGGUUGAGCAUUCUUGGAAUAUAGAAGGCUGCAAGACACACAAUGGAGCCAACAACAUUUCCAGCUGUCGUUGCUAUCAACCUGGAAGUUUUGCCAUCCUAAUGACGUCUCAUAAUGCAGUGCUUACUUCUGCUCCUACUAUCAACCAACACCUGAUUCCUUUGGUGGGCUGUAUUGUAUGUUUGCUGCAAACUAUGAUGACACUAGUUCUGCUUCUACCCCAUUGGUGGUAUCAUCAAAACUGUCUUGUGUUCCUGAAACUACAGUGUAGUUUAGCUGUCAUGGCUGCAAUGAUUACAUUUGUAUACGUCUUUCAAGGAAGUGUUGGAAAGGAGUUCUUUCCAUACGUAACUACUAGUUUAGAAGCAUUUAUGUUGAUUGGUAAUUCAUCACACAUCAGCAAAUUGCUAAUUGUGUACACUGAAGUGGUCAAAAUUCCAAAGGUGAAACAUCUUAAACAAACUGUAAUUUGCAUCAUAACAGGUGUUCCAGUUCUGGCACUUCUUUGCAGUCACCUAGUGCAUCAUUCAACAGAUUGGAACUUAAACUCCUGGUGGCUCAUUAUUGGAAGCACUACUUUCAAUAUAUUUAUAACUUCGAUCACAAUAAUGCUUCUUUUAUUUGCAUUCCUGUAUUUCAUGGUUAUCAGAAAACUCUCCAAUUAUUCACGAGAAAGACACUCAGGAACCAAGAGUGUUAAAUAUCGAACUGGUCUUCUAAAGAGAGCUGGUAUCAUAUUUCUCAUGAUGGUCAUUGUGGAAAUUUCAAGUAUACUGUACAUCAAUCUCCAAACUGUGACAUAUCAUUAUGUGUUCAGUGUUUCAACAAGCUUGCUGGGCUUCUCAGUACUAGUAUGUUACAUUAUAUCAAGUGAAUGUCCACUACAUACAAAAUUGCUUCAUAAGCUGAAGUUAGUGAAAACAGCAGAUGUGGAUUUCAGCUCUGAUUCAUUAAACAGCCCUCUUCGAUGUAAGUAUGACCCUUACUGA